Molecule: messenger RNA, 739 nt
Organism: Cokeromyces recurvatus
Lineage: Eukaryota; Fungi; Mucoromycota; Mucoromycetes; Mucorales; Mucoraceae
Product: proteasome subunit beta type-6
Exons: 6
Coding region: 49-684 (211 amino acids)
Cellular component (GO): proteasome core complex
Molecular function (GO): threonine-type endopeptidase activity
Source: RefSeq, a predicted model, not a curated record
AGAUUUCAAUCUCUCUUUAUUAUAUAAAAAUAACAUAAAAUACACAUAAUGAGUUUGAAGAAAGGAGAAGUUAAUCUUGGUACUUCCAUUAUGGCAGUAGCUUAUAAAGACGGUGUCAUUCUCGGUGCUGAUUCACGUACAACAACAGGCGCCUACAUUGCUAACAGAGUUACAGAUAAAUUAACUAAAGUUCAUGACACUAUUUACUGUUGUCGAUCUGGAUCUGCUGCAGAUACACAAGCUAUUGCUGAUAUUGUUCAUUAUUAUCUUCAAAUGUACACUGUUCAGGAAAAUGAAGCACCUACAGUUCGUACAGCUUCAGCUUUAUUCCAAGAAUUAUGUUAUCAAAAUAAAGAUAAUUUAACAGCUGGUAUUAUUGUUGCUGGUUGGGAUAAGAAGGAUGGACCUUCAGUAUAUAAUAUUCCUCUUGGUGGUUCUCUACAUAAAGCACCUUUUGCCAUUGGAGGUUCUGGAUCAACUUAUAUUUACGGUUAUUGUGAUGCUAAUUAUAAGGAUGACAUGACACGUGAAGAAUGUGAAAACUUUGUCAAGAAUUCUUUGGCAUUAGCAAUGUCUCGUGAUGGAUCUUCUGGUGGUGUUAUUCGUUUGGCAGUUAUUACAAAAGAUGGCGUAGAAAGAAAGUUUAUUCCCGGAAAUGAAUUACCAGUUCAUUGGGAAGGAUAAAUUGCAAAGUAUAUAAAAAUAACUUUAAUAAAAAUUUAUUUGUAAAAGCUGUGAA